AUUAAAAUGUAACAAUUCGAUUUGAUAGCAAUAAAUUUGGUUUAAUUUUCAAGGAGUUAACAUCCAAAAAAUGAGUCUCAAAUUGAUUUUAAUUCUUAUAUUUGUCUCCAAAACUUAUGGAAACGAAACAACUCCAAAUCCCGAUCAUCUCGAAAUCGAAGAAUUUUGCAAAAAUGUUUGUUCGAACCCAAACUGGGAUUUUACGUGCGAAAAAAAAACUUCAACGUGUAUUUGUUGGGUCGAUAACAACUUAGAUGAUAUAGACGCAAAAGCUAUGCAAAAACAAGCCAUAAAUCAAGGAAUUAUUUUAUGGGUGAUUCGAAAACGAGAUAGACUCGCUCGAGAUCUCAACAACACCACAAAUAACGACACGGAAAAUACCACCGAACAAAGUACAAUCGAAAUAAAACCACGAAUUAACGAAGAAAACGAAGAAAAAUCCCCAAAAUCAAUUUUAAAAAAAUAUAAACCAACCGAAAAAUCAACAAAAUCAGAUCCAAUUGUUGGAGAUGCCCCAAAAUCGAUUUUACCACGAUUAAAUCAUAAAGGUUUGGUCGCAAAUUUAAAAUCGUGCAACACCGAAACGAUUAAAUUGAAUUUGCAAAAUGUAAAGGCGCAUUUAAAUCGGUUAUUAGAACGAUUUGAGCACCCCCAAGUAAACUGUGGGCUACUCACGAGCGAAUUGGAAGGGAUAAAAUCAAAUUUGCAACAAUUAAUUGUUAGGGUUGGUGAGAAAAAGGAUUUAAAUGAACGGCCGAGGUUGAUUGAUCAACUUCGUGGAAGGGAAAAGGAGAGGCACGCUAAGUUUCAAUCGAGAUUUGGACAAUUAGAUUUGCAUAAGAAGAAAAAUAUCCUUGGGAGUGCCAAAAAUGAUGAUGUUAUUACCCAACCUAAAGAAUUUAUUGAUAACAAAAAAUAAUUAAUUGUUAAAAAUAAAAGUAUUUUUAAAUGUU
This is a messenger RNA of Onthophagus taurus, 953 nucleotides long. Lineage: Eukaryota; Metazoa; Arthropoda; Insecta; Coleoptera; Scarabaeidae. The record is from RefSeq and is a predicted model, not a curated record.